AUGGUAGCGUUUCGAAUAGUUUUAUUGUUGUUGGCCGUUUCGGUGAUAGUGGCGAGUUUUUCGAUGGUAUUAGUUGAUGAGCGUGUCUCGUACAGUAAGCAUCUGCAGUUCGUUUCUGGCGUUAAGCCGCUACUCUAUUGGAUCAUCAAUUUCUUGCACGAUGUGGUGCGUUUAAUUCUCGUAUUUGGGUUGUUCUCUAUUGUCUCAAAUUUGUUAUGUACGUGCACAUAA
This is a messenger RNA of Anisakis simplex (herring worm), 231 nucleotides long. The record is from the annotation of a GenBank genome assembly. NCBI's taxonomy places the organism in Eukaryota, Metazoa, Nematoda, Chromadorea, Rhabditida, Anisakidae.